UGAAUUGCCUUAAUUAGAUUGGUGGAAAAGGUCUCGACAAGUGGCUAAUUUAUUUACAUUUUGAAGAAAGUAAAGAUAUUUAAGUCCUUUUAAUUUCAAUUGAUAAUGUCUGAGAAUGCCAAUUUGCGACAGAAUUUACAAAAUGUACCUUCAAUAUUUGAAAUAAGUGCCGCCGAAACACUGGACUCACUUAUCUAUCCAGCAUUAAGUAAAAUAUUUGAUUACUUGAAUCUCCGUUUGGACUUUAAGCUUUGGAAUACGUAUAGACUACGUGAAGAGUUAUCACCUGUUGUGACCUGGGCGCUCCAGUACUUAUAUUUACGCAAUCGUGGUUCUUCAUUUGGUGAAAUUUUCUACGGAUUGCAACGAACAAAUACCGAAACUGGUGAACUAAUAACAGGCCGUCAACAAGUGAUAUCUGCCAGCAUUCUAACAUUGUUACCAUACUUCGAACGCAAGCUUAAAAACCGCAACGCUCAACAUGAAGACAUAUCAAUUGUGGAGCGACAGGCACUAAACGCUUUGCAUGUAUACCAUGCCACCAAAGCAAUACAUACAUUCCUGUAUCUUAUAAAAUAUGCCACCAGCCACUCGCCUAUUUUUCGAUCCCUCGGUUUGACAUUACGUUACCCUAGUGAAUCACCGAAAGAUGAUACGACUACCUACAUAUUUCUAAAAGUGCUCGAGGUAUUUGCGUUCUUUCUACAAUUCAUUCAAUGGUGGUAUUCGAACGAUCAACGUCGGAAAAUUGGCGGCGCGUUAAAGAAUCCGGUCCCAUUUAAAAGUACAUCUGAAAAGCUGAGAAAAAGCGUUUCAACAAAAGGCAUUUGUCCUAUAUGCCUUAUGACAGUUGGAACGCCUACUGCUUGCAGCGUAUCUGGAUAUGUAUACUGCUGGAAAUGUAUAAUUUCACAUUUAAAAGAACGUUCUUCUUGUCCCGUAACUGGUUACAAAAUAACUUUGGAUGAUUUGAUUCGAAUUUAUGAAUCGUGAGUGAAUAAUUCAUUCCAUAAAUUCGUACAAAAUGUGAUUGAUUAGGUAGAUGCGCUAAAUAUACAUAUACUUCACCUAAGAAUUCCUUAUGAUCUUAACUGGGUUAUUGGUUGGACCCAAUUGACUGAUAUUGUUGGUAUUUCAUUUUCUUGCUUGUUCAUUUGGUUCAAAUAAAUAAAAAUUAAUGUAUUAUAACUCA
Anastrepha obliqua is the source of this 1192-nucleotide messenger RNA. RefSeq names its product peroxisome assembly protein 12 (gene Pex12). Gene Ontology annotation, cellular component: peroxisomal importomer complex; peroxisomal membrane. The transcript has a single exon. NCBI's taxonomy places the organism in Eukaryota, Metazoa, Arthropoda, Insecta, Diptera, Tephritidae. Bases 106 to 993 code for a protein of 295 amino acids. Gene Ontology annotation, biological process: protein import into peroxisome matrix; protein monoubiquitination. The record is from RefSeq and is a predicted model, not a curated record. Gene Ontology annotation, molecular function: zinc ion binding; ubiquitin-protein transferase activity; protein binding.